UGGUUUAAGUGGAGUGAGGGUGUUCCGGAGUGGGCCCCUUGUGCAGUGAGGGCCCCGGCAGGACACAUCGCACUCCGUGUAACAGGAGCUGGGAGGAGCCGGUGACGCGAAGCCUCCACCAGCCCCGCAGCGAGAGAAACACGAAAACAAUCCGAGCAGAGCGUCCGAGCGCAGCAAUGCGGAGCCCCGUGCUAGCUGUGCAUACAGGGCUGGGCUGCUCUGCGGGCGAUCCCCCCCUGUCCGGGUGAAGCAGUCUCUCUGGAGAUUAAAACGAGAGAUCAAAGCGAAGAGACCCGGCGCAGCCGGCACAGAACACACAACAUGUCCCGGUACAAGAAGGACAAGGAGAUCAUCGCGGAGUAUGAGAACCAAGUCAAAGAGAUCCGCGCCCAGCUGGUAGAGCAGUUUAAGUGCCUAGAACAGCAGUCCGAGUCCCGUCUGGCCCUGCUCCAGGACCUGCAGGAAUUCUUCCGCAGGAAGGCAGAGAUCGAGCUUGAGUAUUCCCGCAGCUUGGAGAAGCUGGCCGAGAGGUUCUCCUCCAAAGUCCGAAGCACCAGGGAGCAGCACCACUUUAAGAAAGAUCAGCAUCUCCUUUCUCCAGUGAAUUGUUGGUAUUUGGUCCUCUCUCAGACACGACGUGAAAGCAAAGAUCAUGCUACCCUCAAUGACAUCUUCCUUAAUAACGUCAUUGUGAGGCUGUCACAUAUCAGCGAGGAUGUGAUAAGACUCUUCAAAAAGAGUAAAGAAAUUGGGUUGCAGAUGCACGAAGAAUUGGCAAAAGUCACUAAUGAGUUGUAUACAGUGAUGAAGACAUAUCACAUGUACCAUGCAGAGAGCAUCAGCGCAGAAAGCAAACUCAAGGACGCAGAAAAGCAGGAGGAAAAGCAGUUUGGAAAAUCCAUAGAGCUGACUUCCAAUGCACUGCGCCACGAGGAGAGAACCCAAAGACGCAGCUCGGUGAAAAAGAUCGAGAAGAUGAAAGAGAAGAGACAAGCCAAAUACUCUGAGAACAAGCUGAAAUGCACAAAGGCCAGGAACGAGUAUCUGCUGAACUUAGCGGCCACCAACGGGUGCAUUAGUAAAUAUUACAUCCAUGAUGUGUCUGAUCUCAUAGAUUGCUGCGACCUGGGGUUCCAUGCCAGUCUUGCCCGUACGUUUCGCACAUACCUCUCCGCAGAGUACAACCUUGAGACAUCUCGGCACGAGGGCCUAGACAUUAUUGAGAAUGCUGUAGACAACCUGGAUGCCAGAAGUGACAAGCACAAGAUUAUGGACCUGUGCAACCAAGUUUUCUGUCCUCCACUGAAAUUUGACUUUCAACCCCACAUGGGUGAUGAGGUCUGCCAAGUGAGUGCCCAGCAGCCAGUCCAAAUGGAGCUUCUUGUACGGUACCACCAACUCCAGUCCCGUCUCACCACUCUCAAAAUAGAGAACGAGGAAGUGAGGAAGACAUUGGAUGCCACCAUGCAAACUUUGCAAGACAUGCUGACCGUCGAGGACUUUGACGUGUCGGAUGCCUUCCAGCACAGCCGCUCCACAGAAUCUAUUAAAUCAGCUGCCUCGGAGACCUACAUGAGCAAGUUAAACAUCUCCAAGAGGAGAGCCAACCAGCAAGAGACGGAGAGCUUUUACUUCUCGAAAUUUAAGGAAUUUUUGAAUGGAAGUAACCUCAUUACCAAACUCCAGGCCAAACACGACCUUCUGAAGCAGGCCCUUGGAGAGGGUGAGCGAGCUGACUACGGAACCACUAGGCCCCCGACUCUCCCCCCUAAACCCCAGAAAAUGAGGAAACCCCGACCACGCUCCCUGUAUAAUCAUAAGCUCUUUAACGGGAACAUGGAACUGUUUAUUAAGGACUCAGGACAGGCUAUCCCGUUGGUGGUGGAGAGCUGUAUACGGUACAUUAACUUAUAUGGUCUCCAGCAACAAGGGAUCUUCAGAGUUCCAGGCUCUCAGGUCGAAGUCAAUGAUAUUAAGAAUUCUUUCGAAAGAGGAGAGGAUCCACUAGUGGAGGAUCAUAGUGAACGGGAUAUUAACUCAGUGGCUGGUGUACUGAAGCUGUACUUCCGAGGUCUGGAGAACCCACUCUUUCCCAAGGAAAGGUUUCAAGACUUGAUAUCUACAAUCAAGAUAGAGAAUCCUACUGAAAGGGUCCAUCAGCUCCGUCAGAUCCUCAUCACUCUGCCCAGAUCAGUCCUUAUUGUCAUGCGAUAUCUCUUCGCCUUCCUGAAUCACUUGUCCCAGUAUAGUGAUGAGAACAUGAUGGACCCUUACAAUCUGGCCAUCUGCUUUGGGCCAACGUUAAUGCCUAUUCCGGAUGGACAGGAUCCUGUGUCCUGCCAGGCGCAUGUCAACGAGGUCAUCAAGAGCAUCAUCGUUCACCAUGAGUCCAUCUUCCCCUCGUCCCGUGAGCUGGAUGGUCCGGUUUAUGAGAAAUGUAUGACGGGUGGUGAAGAGUACUGUGACAGCCCCCACAGCGAGCCAGGCGCCAUCGAGGAGGUUGACCACGACAAUGGUACAGAACCUCACACAAGUGAUGAAGAGGUGGAGCAGAUUGAAGCCAUUGCUAAGUUUGACUAUGUGGGACGCACACCCCGGGAGCUGUCCUUUAAGAAAGGAGCUUCGUUACUUCUCUACCAUCGCGCUUCUGAGGAUUGGUGGGAAGGACGCCACAACGGAGUAGAUGGCUUGAUACCUCAUCAGUACAUUGUGGUGCAGGAUCUGGAUGAUGCGUUCUCAGACAGCCUUAGCCAAAAGGCAGAUAGUGAAGCCAGCAGCGGACCAUUAUUGGAUGAUAAAGCAUCUUCUAAAAAUGAUAUACAGUCUCCCACAGAACACCUGCAUGAGUACAGCUUCUCUGGAGUUUUGGGCAGAGUGAGAUUAAGGUCUGACGGAGCAGCCAUCCCACGUAGGAGAAGCGGAGGGGACAAUCACAGUCCUCCUAGACCUUUAGGGCCUUGCAUUGACACACCACCCCGUGCCGCUGCCUGCCCCAGUAGCCCCCACAAGCUAUCAUUGAGCAGAGGACGGGUGGACAGCCCUGAAAAACGGAGGAUGGCGACUUUUGGGAGUGUGGGAAGUAUUAAUUAUCCAGAAAGAAAAGGUCUUUGUGAAGUUGUCUCCCUGCGUUCUGUGUCUGGAGGCACUAGGCAUAGUAGUCUUGGAGACCACAAGUCCCUGGAGGCAGAGGCACUGGCUGAGGACAUUGAAAAGACGAUGAACACAGCCCUGAAUGAGCUACGAGAACUGGAGAGGCAGAAUACAGCCAAGCAGGCCCCAGAUGUGGUGCUGGACACUUUAGAACCAAUGAAGAACCCUGCUCUUGGAACGCCAAAUUCUGAGCCGGUCAGCCCCCUUCACACCAUUAUGAUACGGGACCCUGAUGCAGCUAUGAGGAGGAGCAGCUCCUCAAACACUGAGAUGAUGACCACCUUUAAACCGGCUCUUUCUGCACGCUUAGCAGGAGCCCAGCUCAGGCCACCACCUGUACGGCCUGCAAAGCCAAUGGUUCAGCAUCGAUCUAGCAGCAGUAGCAGCUCUGGUAUGGGAAGCCCAGCACUCACUCCUACAGAAAAAGUGUUCCCAAAUAACCCUUCAGACAAGUCAGGGACCAUGUAACUCAGACUCAAAUGAUUGCACAAUUGUCUGUUCAUAAUGCUGCGCAGAGUGUGCACAACCGCUAAGAGGGUUUGUUUCUGGGUGUAUACUGGUAGAGGCUCCAGUGUUUACAUUAUAGAGACCAUACCACAAAUGUUAUAUAAGAUCCUAUUGAUCAUGUCUUGGAUGGGAAAAGAGGAUCUUACCGCGAUUUAACAUUUCUCACUGAAUUCCUCCAUGAUCUCAUAAAGUAUCAUGCAACAAGAAAACCACUCACACUGGAUAUGAUACAGACAAACAUCUCAAAAAGUCCUCUUACAGACAACACAAUUGGACAUCUGACACAGGACCCACCCAAGCAAACAUCUUCGUUAUGACGUACCACAAACGGAUGUAUCUCAAGGGGUGGAAAGAAACCAGUCCAGCUACUGCUACUAUAGCCUAGGUACUCAAUUCAUACCAAAUCUAUCCACAGGUCACACAGAGGAUUUCUCUUUACAGGCCAAGUCCUUCCACCAUAUAUCCCACAAGGCAAAAAGUAACCUACCUUUAGACAAACAUCUCCCACCUGUCCUGCCAUUAGACAAACAUCUCUAACGGUAAUUCACCAAAUACCAAAA
Messenger RNA from Spea bombifrons (plains spadefoot toad), 4217 nucleotides. It is a transcript of the gene SRGAP3, whose product is annotated as SLIT-ROBO Rho GTPase activating protein 3. Gene Ontology annotation, molecular function: protein binding. Lineage: Eukaryota; Metazoa; Chordata; Amphibia; Anura; Pelobatidae. The transcript is spliced from 22 exons. Gene Ontology annotation, cellular component: cytoplasm. Gene Ontology annotation, biological process: signal transduction; negative regulation of cell migration. Bases 322 to 3618 code for a protein of 1098 amino acids. The record is from RefSeq and is a predicted model, not a curated record.